AUGCCUCCCAAGAAGGGCCAGCGUAAGUCGAUGCCUGCGCGCAUCAGUAAAGCGCCUACAUUGACACCUUCUCGGCGCUCGCCCCGAGUACCUGCCCGGUCAAAAGCUACAAAUGAAAACGUUCAACCCGCCAAAACGUUGAACCAUACAUCCGCCUCUCCCAAAGACAGCCCUAUCAACAUUCGUUUUUACACUCCGAAUCCACCUGUCCCAAGUAAUCCAACUGUCUCAAAAACUGUUUCAAGUCCUAGUUCACGUGGAACGUCUCCCGAAACACCAUCUUCACGUCGGCGGGCCUUCCAGUCUCGUCCGUCACGUCUUUCAACCGUUUACACUCCAGCCCUAGAAGCCCCGGCCACCAACCCAGGUAGUCGGCGGACAAGAAGGACAGCUGCACUUGAAACACCCAAGAAAGAAGUAUCAGAUAUUGACUUCCCAGAAAGCACUGGUAGCGCCAGCUGGACAUUUGACCAGUACAUGGGCAGUUUCGAAUCCGAAGGAACAGCCGAAGGUCCCUCGAGUCCUACCAGUGCCUCCGACAUGCGGAACUCAUCCCGAGUUCGCAAGCCCACCAUGAGGGCCCUUGAAUCUUUUGAAUCAACGAAGAAGAAACUUCGCCGCAAGAACAUGACAGUAUCCAGCCCGACCGUGGAAACUCCUGCCCCUCCUGCCCCUGCUGCCCCUGCUGCCCCCGUGGCAACCAAGGUUGCGAAGGACAAUGUCUCGAAGCAACCAAUGAAAAGAACCAGAAAGUCAAAGAGAAUGAGCAACUUGAACAUGCGGAAGAAUGCUGUCUUGAUCGGUUUCGAUAUUGACGCGAAGGUGGCUGGCCAGAAGCUGUAUGACUUGACUAUUCAGGCCCUAAGCCCUGAAUUUACUGUUCCUUUCAAUUUUGCCGUGUUCUUGGAGCAGCGGCGAAGUGAAUACUUUCGUCGCCAAGACGAAGAGAAAUAUGGCGUCGACAUGCCCGCCACCAAGGCCACCCCGCCGACUGAUGUUGAUAUGGAUGUCGAGAUGAUCGACCAAGACCUCCCAGCACCUAUUAUCGCCCCUUCUCCUUCCACACCCACCGAUCCUACUCCACCUACUCCUCCCGCCGCAGUCACCAACGGAAUUACCAACGAAGUCGCCAACGAAGCCAACAACGGAAUCACCAACGGCUCAGGCAUUUUGAGCUACAAAAAGCAGUCUGACACCAAAGUCAGCAGCGAUGGCUGGAUUCAGACUGGCUACGUCAACUCCAGCGGCGAAGAGGUCGCUCUGAUUCCCGAGAAAUGUCACCCCUACUAUCCAUCUCAUACUUACGGCUACGAGGGUCUUCCUUUCCCCCCGGUGCGCGCUAGAACCAGCCAGCAAGCCGAGGCCGAUGCUGCUCACAGCUUCGCUCCACUCAUGGGAGGCCGUAAUCUCCCAUUCGAGGCAACGGUCCCGUUCGUCACCGAGAACGUGGAGGAGGAGAAGGCCAGGGCUCUGGCUAGGGCCCCUGUGCCAGCCCCUGCGACCAAGAAGCCCCGUGCUCGCAAGCGCCGACAGACGGCAGCCGCCGAUGCCGCCGAUGCCGCCGAUGAGCCCGCUGCAGCCGUCCCCACCACUACUACUACUGCGGAGACCGGCGGACGCAAGUCACAGCGUCGCCGUCGCCAGACCGCUCCUGCUCCCACUGUCCCCUCCCCUACCUCUCUAACCUCUCCUACCUCUCCCCAGACCACUGCGACCCAGGUCCAGUCUUCGGGCCCGGCUGGCGCUGUUGCCCCCGCUGCCACUGAAGGUGACAAACCUAAGGUGCAGCGGCUCCGGUUGACCUUGAAGCCGGCGCCCAAGACUGAGGCCUCCGGGGCUGGAGCUUCUGUUUCCAAGAAAGGCCUCGCCGUGCAGUCCCCUUCCUCCCCGGCCCUCUCACGUGCGCCGUCCUCCGCACUGACCAACAAGCGCCGCCGUCGCCGGGGCAUAUGA
Messenger RNA from Penicillium egyptiacum, 1953 nucleotides. NCBI's taxonomy places the organism in Eukaryota, Fungi, Ascomycota, Eurotiomycetes, Eurotiales, Aspergillaceae. The record is from the annotation of a GenBank genome assembly.